Molecule: messenger RNA, 262 nt
Organism: Sphaeroforma arctica JP610
Lineage: Eukaryota; Ichthyosporea; Ichthyophonida
Exons: 1
Molecular function (GO): acyltransferase activity, transferring groups other than amino-acyl groups
Source: RefSeq, a predicted model, not a curated record
GUUUAUUCCCUAAACAUAUAGCUACACAACCAUAAGCAUGUCUCCAUCAGACGUCGUCAUCGUGUCAGCACGUCGCACACCAGUGGGAUCGUUCCAGGGGGCGUAUAAUACAGUUCCGGCCAAGACAUUAGGCGCAGCUGUGAUAAGAGAAGCCCUUCAGAGGUGCUCGGUAGAUACAGCAGACGUCUCUGAAGUUAUAACUGCGGGCCAGGGUCAAAACCCCGUACGCCAAGCGGCCAUAGAGGCAGGACUGCCGAAAGAG